AUGUUUGGCAGCUCCCAGGUGAAGGGAGUUGAGGGGAGGGGAGGGGCGGGAAGAGCGCAGGACCUUGGCCGGUGCUGCAACGAGCUUCCAAAGGUUAGCCUCCUGUUGCUAAGCGACGCGUCAACACUGCGGUCGGUGGCUCCACCCCCAGUGACGUACGUUUCCUGGGACUUAACCCGGAAGUGCGGCCGACCGCGGGCGGCGGGCGGCGUGAGGAGAAACUGUGCGCUCGAACUACGACUCCCAGAAGGCCGUGGGCUGCUCCCGGUCUGCGCGUGCGUCCUCCGACGGCCGGGCGCCGGGGCGGGGAGUCCGGGCGGACUGAAGCCCGGAGCGCUCCGCCUGAGGGAGGCGCGGGCGGGCGCCCGAGCGCGCAGAGGCCCCCUCUUGCCCAGCAGUGCGCACCUGCCCGUGACCAUGAUCGGUACGUGGUGCCUGUCAGUGUUCGUGAGGUUCAACUCCAGCCACGGAUUCCCAGUGGAGGUGGACGCUGCCACCAGCAUCUUCCAGCUCAAGGAGGAGGUUGCUAAGCGACAGGGGGUUCCAGCCGACCAGCUGCGCGUGAUUUUCGCGGGGAAGGAGCUCAGGAAUGACCUGGUGGUGCAGAGCUGCGACCUGGGCCAGCAGAGCAUCGUCCACGUCGUGCUGAGACCCGGGAGAGAAGGCCCCACGAUGGCCACCGGCGGGGACCAUCCCCAGGGCACUGCAGGGGCCUUCGUGAGGGAGCCCGAGAGCUUGACCCGCGUGGACUUCAGCAGCUCCGUGCUCCCCACCGACUCCGCGGGCCUGGCCGUCAUUCUGCACGACGACAGAGAGGGCGCUGCGCAGACAGCGGGCAGACCAGGUAGACCGGCCUACAACAGCUUCUUCGUCUACUGCAAGGGCCCCUGCCAGCGGGUGCAGCCCGGGAAGCUCCGGGUGCGGUGCGGCACCUGCCAGCAAGCCACGCUCACCUUGGCCCAGGGCCCGUCCUGCUGGGACGACGUGCUGAUCCCGAAGCGGAUGAGGGGUGAGUGCCAGUCGCCAGGCUGCCCCGGGACCAGCGCGGAAUUUUUCUUUAAAUGUUCGGCGCACCCGACCUCUGACAAAGAAACAUCAGUAGCUUUGAACCUGAUCACCACAAACAGCCGGGACAUCCCCUGCAUCACGUGCACCGACAUCAGGAGCCCCGUCCUGGUUUUCCAGUGCAACCACCGCCACGUGAUCUGCUUGGACUGCUUCCACCUGUACUGCGUGACCAGACUCAACGACCGGCAGUUUGUCCACGACCCCCAGCUGGGCUACUCGCUGCCGUGUGUGGCCGGCUGCCCCGACUCCUUGAUUAAAGAGCUCCAUCACUUCAGGAUCCUCGGGGAAGAGCAGUACGGCCGCUACCAGCACUACGGCGCCGAGGAGUGCGUGCUGCGCAUGGGCGGCGUGCUGUGCCCGCGCCCCGGCUGCGGCGCCGGGCUGCUCCCCGAGCCCGGGCAGAGGAGGGUCACCUGCGAGGGCGGCGGCGGCCUGGGCUGCGGGCUCGUCUUCUGCCGCGACUGUAAGGGCGCCUUCCACGAGGGGGCGUGCAGCGCCCUGGCCGCCGCCUCAGGGGCAGCCGCUCAGGCCUUCCAGGUGGACGCGCGGGCGGCCGAGCAGGCCCGCUGGGAGGAGUCCUCCCGGGAGACGAUCCAGAAGACCACCAAGCCCUGCCCGCGCUGCCGCGUGCCCGUGGAGAAGAACGGCGGAUGCAUGCACAUGCAGUGCCCGCAGCCCCAGUGCCAGCUGGAGUGGUGCUGGAACUGCAGCUGCGAGUGGAGCCGCGCCUGCAUGGGCGCCCACUGGUUCGACGUGUAGCUGCCGCCGGCCCGCCGUCGGCUCCGGAGCUCCGUGUCCAGCGGCGCCCGCCACUCUCCCUUUCUCCCGCACACACGCAUGCACACAUAUGCACACACGCACAUUCGCACACUCACACAUGUGCACACACGUGUGCACACAAAGAAAGACGCACACACAUGUACACCGUUCUUUCCAAAAUGGCAAAACCAGGUGUGGCAGCCCCCGGCCGCGCGCUGAUUGUGCCGCCGGUGAGGCCACGAGCAGCCUGGGCUCGGCCGCUCGCACAGAGCACCGGCGUGAAGCCGCCUCCGGGGGCCUCCAUCCUCCCCGGGGCCUCCAUCCGGGGAGCUGGGCCGCUGGGGGAGGACAGAGGCGCCGCGGCUUUAACUCCGGCGUCCCCCUCGGCCGGUGCGGGGAGAAGCGCUGGUGGGAGGUUCGAGCGUCUGUCGGGUUCGAGGCCGGUGGCCACGGACUCUCAGGCCUGCACCCGCCCCUCCGCGCGGGGGUCUGCCUGGCGGGCUCUCCGAGCCCGGCUUCCCACGGAGGCCGCCGCCCCGCUGUCCCCGAGGGUCCCGCUCCGAGGGCCGAGUCUCGAGCUGCACAAACCGGCGUGUGGCCCACAGGAGGGGCCCCGAGGGCUGACUCCACGCACUCGCACGCCACUUCCUUACUUGCCAUUUUGGAGACUGUUUUUCUGAAAAUAUUACAAAUCUACCGUUUGCCUGCAGACAUUCAUGCCAGCCCACGCGGCUGCGCUGUGAACCGCGUGGCCAGGCGCCCUGGAGGGGGCGGCCGGCAGUGGGUGCCCCGGUGCCAGGCCGCGGGCCGUUGAGCAGACUCUCCUGGGGCGGGUCCGGGCCCCCAAAGUGAGCGGCGCCUGCUGCCGGCCGGCAGCCCUCCUGCGGGCACGGGCUGAUGGGGGCUAGCUUCCCCUCGCUGGUAACACCUCUGCCCUCGGCUCGGCUCCUCGGGCGAUGGUGACGGCGGGCGGAACCGCCCACGGCACUGGGUCCCUUUGCUCCUUUGCUGAGAGGGGAGGGGAGGGGCCUCGGAGAAUGCCCCCCGGCCACCUGCCCUCUGUCCCGAACCCCCACCCGGGGUCAGUCCUUCCCGCUCCCCCUGCGGCCUCGCUCUGCCAGCGUGGCCCCCCGCCAGCUCGGUGGGCAGCCCGCGGCCGGAGGGAUCGUGGGGCCGGUCUGGCCGCGGGAGGGAAGGUCCGAGGCUGAGCCCCACGAGCAUGGCCGGCGCUGCUCCGUCUGAAACCCUCAGGCCAGGCGUCCUCUCCCGACAAUCCCAGCGAGCAGCCGCUGCCGCACCGACCCCCGCCCCUCGACGUGACACCUGGGGGACCCCUCGCCACGUGGGCACCCGUCCGCAUCCUCCGGCUCCGCGCUGUCCGGUGCGUGGCGGGGGGCUGGCUCCCACGUCAGGCACAGGAGGCCGGUCCCGCUCCUUCCCUGGCGGCCGGUGUUGUUUGCUUUUUCCAGAAUAGAAUGCGGACCCUUGCCGUGCGCUAACGAACAGCCAGCCGCUGUGCGGGAGUGUGACCGUGACGCCUCCGGAGCGGGAGCGCAGGAAGGAGCACACGGGCCCUGCGAGCGGCCCGUCCUCUGACCGCCCGGCGGCUCCGUUCAGAUUGUCAAUAAAAGCUGCUGA
Messenger RNA from Eptesicus fuscus (big brown bat), 3465 nucleotides. It is a transcript of the gene PRKN, whose product is annotated as parkin RBR E3 ubiquitin protein ligase. Gene Ontology annotation, molecular function: ubiquitin protein ligase activity; zinc ion binding; ubiquitin conjugating enzyme binding. The transcript is spliced from 12 exons. Gene Ontology annotation, cellular component: mitochondrion; cytoplasm; ubiquitin ligase complex. Bases 1 to 1827 code for a protein of 608 amino acids. Gene Ontology annotation, biological process: positive regulation of proteasomal ubiquitin-dependent protein catabolic process; negative regulation of protein phosphorylation; ubiquitin-dependent protein catabolic process. NCBI's taxonomy places the organism in Eukaryota, Metazoa, Chordata, Mammalia, Chiroptera, Vespertilionidae. The record is from RefSeq and is a predicted model, not a curated record.